Molecule: messenger RNA, 4063 nt
Organism: Haliotis rubra (blacklip abalone)
Lineage: Eukaryota; Metazoa; Mollusca; Gastropoda; Lepetellida; Haliotidae
Product: latent-transforming growth factor beta-binding protein 4-like
Cellular component (GO): extracellular region
Molecular function (GO): peptidase inhibitor activity
Source: RefSeq, a predicted model, not a curated record
GAAAGUCAUGGAGAGUGUCCUCUGGGUCCUGUGUAUAGCUGCCGGAUUCUCUGUCACCUAUGGCCAUACUGUGGAGGAAUAUCCGUGCACACCAGGGUUAAAUGUGAACUGUACAGCUGGAGAAUGCCGGUUAGUCUUCGGCUGCAGACAACAGGCUUGUGGAGUGCGUCCAGAAUGUGUCGAUCCUUCACCGCGGCCAACCAUUAUGUGUCCAAUUGGAAAGCCUGUCAUCGAUACCAACCAUCAGGAAAUCUCCUGUGCGCCCGAUGGUUCGUGUCCAGUGACCACGGCCUGUGUCCGGCCCCCAGCAAGGCCAGGAGUGUGUUGUUUUAGACCUUCAGGAGCCCCUGCACCUCCUGCACCACCAGCACCUCCUGCACCUCCUGCACCUCCUGCUCCACCAUCACCGCCAGGACCAUCACCGACAGAUCCAAAUCCUCUAGAUCCAUGCUUCCCUGGUAAAUACGUCAACUGCACACACGGCGAAUGUAGGCUGGUGGCAGACUGCAACAUUCAAGGAUGUCCUGCCGUCCCCACGUGUGUUGACCCUUCCCCCAUACCAUCUCUACAAUGUCCCAUUGGCAAGCCUGCUCUGAAUUCCUACGGCAAUGAAAUAUCUUGUGCAGGAGGGGGUUCCUGUCCCAUCAACACUGUGUGUGUCACUCAUUCGUCAGGGGUCCCUGCUGUCUGCUGUUUCACGCCUGAAGCCCAAACAACUCCCACACCAGUAACACGAGAACCGCCGACAACACCAUCAUCCAUAGUCGAUCCUUGCGAACCAGGGGUAAAUGUCAACUGCACGAGAGGUGUCUGUAGGCUGGUGGUGAGCUGCAGGAUCCGUGGGUGCCCUGCUGUUCCCACGUGUGUCGAUCCCUCCCCAAAACCGUCACUGAACUGCCCGAUAGGGGACUCUGCACUGCACCCCGACUUACAGGAAAUCUCGUGUGUGGGAGGAUAUCCAUGUCCCUUCAAUACAGCGUGUGUUGCCGCCCCGUCAGGAUCACCAGCAGUCUGUUGCUACAGCCCACCUGGCCCAGUCACCAUGGUGCCAUCUAUAGAUCCAACACCAGUGCCAACACCACGUCCAACAAGAGAACCAGGACCAGUGGAUCCGUGUGAACCUGGUCUAAAUGUGAACUGUACAGCAGGCAAGUGCCGCCUGGUAGCUGACUGUGACCGCUGGCCGUGUUUUGCGCUCCCAACAUGUGUUGAUCCUUCUCCGCCACCAUCAGUUCAGUGUCCGGUAGGAAAGCCUGUCCUUAAUGCCUCGGGCUACGAAAUCUCCUGUAGAGAGCAGAAUAUAUGCCCCUUCAAUACUGACUGUUAUCAACGAGCUGUCUGUUGUAUCACAGUGCCAGGAAUCAACCCACAAGCACAUCCCCGAGCCCCCUCCCUGCUGGAUCCCUGCACACCUGGUCUGAAUGUCAACUGCACGAGAGGUGUCUGUCGACUAGUUGAGGACUGUCGGCGACGUGGCUGCCCCGUAACUCCAACCUGCAUUGAUGUGGAUCCACCACUUCCACCAUACCCUGACGUAUGCCCUGUGGGUACGCCUGCACUAGGCAAAGACCUCCAGCUGCUGUAUUGUGGUCGCGGAGGAAGAAGAUGUCCCCCAAAUACUUACUGUGUGAUAGGUCGUGGGGAUGAAUACGCUGUAUGCUGUUUUAGUUCUGGUCCAGUUCCACCAAUAGCUCCAACACCUAGGCCAGCUCCAUCGUCAACAGUAAGACCAAGCCCUGGAGGUCCCUGUGAACCUGGUGUUAAUGUGAACUGUACAAGAGGCGAGUGCCGACUGGUUGCUGACUGUAAAUACUGGCCGUGUUUUGCGGGCCCAGAAUGUGUUGAUCCAUCUCCACCACCAUCACGUCAGUGUCCUGAGGGGAAGCCUGUGCUAAAUGGCUCGCUUGUUGAAAUCUCAUGCAGAGAGGAGAAUACAUGUCCCUUCAAUACAUACUGUUAUCAAGGAGCUGUCUGUUGUAUCCGAGUGGCGGGAAGCAGCCCACCAGCACGUCCCCGAGCCCCCUCCCUGCUGGACCCCUGCACACCUGGUCUGAAUGUCAACUGCACUAGCGGUGUCUGUCGACUAGUCGAGAACUGUAGACGACGUGGCUGCCCCGUAGAACCAACCUGCGUUGAUGUGGAUCCACCACUUCCACCAUACCCUGACGUCUGUCCUGUGGGUACGCCUGCACUAGGCAGAGACCUCCAGUUGCUGUAUUGUGGUCGCGGAGGGAGACCAUGCCCCCAAAAUACUUACUGUGUGAUAGGUCGUGGGGAUGAAUACGCUGUAUGCUGUUUUGGUUCUGGUCCAGUUCCGCCAAUAGCUACACCACCUAGGCCAGCUCCAUCGCCAACAGUAAGACCAAGCCCUGGAGAUCCCUGUGAACCUGGUGUUAAUGUGAACUGUACAAGAGGCGAGUGCCGACUGGUUGCUGACUGUAAAUACUGGCCGUGUUUUGCGGGCCCAGAAUGUGUUGAUCCAUCUCCACCACCAUCACGUCAGUGUCCUGUGGGGAAGCCUGUGCUAAAUGGCUCGCUUGUUGAAAUCUCAUGCAGAGAGGGGAACACAUGUCCCUUCAAUACAUACUGUUCUCAAGGAGCUGUCUGUUGUAUCGAAGUGUCGGGAAUCAACCCACCAGCACGUCCCCGACCCCCUUCCCUGCUGGAUCCCUGCACACCUGGUCUGAAUGUCAACUGCACGAAAGGUGUCUGUCGACUAGUUGAGGACUGUACUCGACUUGGCUGCCCCGUAACUCCAACCUGCGUUGCUAAGGAUCCACCACUUCAACCAUACCCUGACGUCUGUCCUGUGGGUACGCCUGCACUAGGCAGAGACCUCCUGCUGCUGUUUUGUGGUCGCGGAGGGAGACGAUGUCCCCUAAAUACUUACUGUGUGAUAGGUCGUGGGGAUGAAUACGCUGUAUGCUGCUUCGGUUCUGGUUCAGGUUCAGGCUCAAGCUCAGGAGCAGGGUCAAGUUCAGGUUCAAGCUCAGGAGCAGGUUCAAGCUCAGGUUCAAGCUCAAGUUCAGGCUCAAGCUCAGGAGCAGGCUCAAGUUCAGGCUCAAGCUCAGGAGCAGGUUCAAGCUUAGGAGCAGGUUCAAGCUCAGGAGCAGGCUCAAGCUCCGGAGCAGGUUCAAGCUCCGGAUCGGGUUCAAGCUCCGGAUCAGGUUCAAGCUCCGGAUCAGGUUCAAGCUCAGGAGCAGGCUCAAGCUCAGGAGCAGGUUCAAGCUCAGGAGCAGGUUCAAGCUCAGGAGCAGGCUCAAGCUCCGGAGCAGGAUCAGGUUCGGGCUCAGGCUCAAGUUCAGGCUCAGGCUUAGACUCAGACUCAGAUUCAGACUCGGGCUCAAGUUCACUGUCAAACUCAGGUUCAGAGUCAAGUUCAGGUUCAGGGUCAGGAUCGAGAUCAGGAAAAGGAAAUGGAGCAAGUUAUGACACUGACUCAGAUGGAUCCCGUGGCGAUCUGCCGCAAGACCCUUGCACUCCCGGGCUGUAUAUCAACUGCACAGCAGGUGUGUGUCGACUAUUGGCAUGGUGUUUAUACAACAUUUGUCCGGCAGUGCCUACCUGUGUCAGUAACUCUCCUACACCAUCUGGGACGUGUCCGGUUGGCCUGCCAGCCCUAAACUACUUUGGUAACGAGGUAUCCUGUACAACCAACCUUCAGUGCCCCAGUAACACCUACUGUAAAAACCCAGGUAUCUGUUGCUACAGUGGGCCAAUAUCUGAUCCUCGAAUUUCAAGAUACUGGACAAAAUAUCUCAAACGAGGACGUUCAGGCAAACGUUUCGAGAAACCCGGCAGCUGCCCCGCCGUGAGACCAGGGUGGGCUGGAGCGUGUGUUAACCUGUGUUUCUGUGACAACGACUGCAGGGGGAAUCUGAAAUGCUGCAGCAAUGGGUGUGGACGCACUUGUCAAAAGCCCUGCUUUGAAUAACCAUCAUGGCAAAAUAACACAAACGUUCAUUAUAGCUAUCUACAUUAUCCAAAUAUAAGCACUUAUGUUUGCAGUGGUUUGCUUGUUGGUGUUCACAGUGAUUUUAGCAGUAAACAUUUCCAUCUGUGA